Salvia splendens (bonfire salvia) is the source of this 1876-nucleotide messenger RNA. Its product is annotated as G-type lectin S-receptor-like serine/threonine-protein kinase At1g11300. The record is from RefSeq and is a predicted model, not a curated record. NCBI's taxonomy places the organism in Eukaryota, Viridiplantae, Streptophyta, Magnoliopsida, Lamiales, Lamiaceae. Gene Ontology annotation, molecular function: ATP binding; protein serine/threonine kinase activity. Gene Ontology annotation, cellular component: plasma membrane. Bases 101 to 1747 code for a protein of 548 amino acids. The transcript is spliced from 8 exons. Gene Ontology annotation, biological process: protein phosphorylation; recognition of pollen.
GGAACACUUGCUUGAAUAAAAUGAAGCCAGUCAAUUCCCUCUCCAUCAGACAUUGAAAAAUAUUUAGUUGAUCUUUUGCACCAUUGAUGAAUUUGAAACAAUGAGGAUGAACUAUCAUGUCAUCUUCUUCAGUAUUGCCAUCCUCCUACACCCGAUAUAUUGCAAGGGGCAAUCCGAUCCAUGCCAGACUUCUGGCAGAUGUGGGGAGUUUGGUGUCUGCGACUCACGAGGCUCACCGGUUUGUACUUGUCCAAGAGGAUUCCAGCCCCUUGAUGCUGGCAAUGAGAGCAGUGGCUGCGCGAGGAGGGCCACCUUGGAUUGUGAAGGGGGGAAGGCUGAUGGAUUUUUGACUCUUCAGAUAUUGACUUUGUCGAGCCAAUCAGACCUGUGGCUGGGCUCGCAGGCCGACUGCGAGGUCCGGUGCCUCACCAACUGCUCAUGCCUCGCCUACGGCUUCUACGGCCUGGCUGGCUGCAGAUUCUAUACACACCCGUUGAUCGACCUUGUCAAAUUCUCAAGUGGCUCCAAUGUCAAUAUUCGCGUUUCUAAAUCUGUGCUAGAAAGCAAACAGGACUCCAAGAAGAUCAUAGCAAUAGUUGUUGCUGUUGUUGGAUUUUUUGUCAUAUGCACUUGCACAUAUUUUUGUUGGAAAUGGAUGGACAAGGGAAGAGGCAAAAGAGAAAGCAUUCAACUUGGAGCAAUUAAUAGGAGUUUUGAAGAUGAAUUAAGUGAGGGUAAUCUUGAAGAGUUACCUUUGUUUAAGAUGGAGAUGCUAGCAAAUGCCACCAGCAAUUUUUCCGAAGCUAACAAGCUAGGGAGGGGUGGUUUUGGCCCUGUUUAUAAGGGAGAAAUGGCGGAUGGUACAAAAAUCGCGGUGAAGAUGCUGUCGCAGGCAUCUCGACAGGGGAUGAAAGAGUUUGUGAAUGAAGUAGUGCUCAUCUCCAAACUUCAGCACAGAAAUCUUGUUAGGCUACUUGGGUGCUGUGUGGAGAGCAAUCAUACAAUGUUGGUGUAUGAAUACAUGCCUAAUAAGAGUUUGGACUUUUUCCUAUUUGAUUCAUCCCAAGAGAUCCUUGAUUGGAGCAAGCGUUUCAACAUCAUAUGUGGUGUAUCUCGAGGCAUGCUCUAUCUUCACAGAGAUUCGAGACUGAAGAUAAUCCAUCGAGACCUCAAACCCAGCAACAUAUUGUUGGAUGAUGAUUGGAACCCCAAGAUAUCAGACUUUGGCAUGGCAAGAAUAUUAGGAAGCACACAAGAUCAUGUCCAGACUGUAAGAGUGGUAGGAACAUACGGAUACAUGGCUCCUGAGUACGCAUUAGAGGGACGAUUCUCAGAGAAAUCAGAUGUUUUCAGCUUUGGAGUGGUGCUGCUGGAGAUUGCUACAGGUACACGGAACAUAAGCUUCGAAGAAGAAGGCUCCCUCAGCCUCUUAGGACAUGUGUGGAAGUUGUGGAAUGUGGGAAGCAUUGAGAGUUUGGUAGAUAGGAGAGUGUGGGGUGUGAGAGAGAAGGCGGAGGCGAUGAGGUGCAUCCAUAUCGGUUUGUUGUGCGUUCAAGAGCUGCCGGAAGAUAGGCCAUCUACUUCGGCUGUGGAGUCGAUGCUAAGCACUGAGAUUGGGAAGCUUCCCGAGCCAAAGCAACCCGCGUUUGUUGUCAAGUCGAGCUUUUCUGAGACAGGAAGGACUUCUUCCCAGCACAACAGUUUGUCUCGCAAUAAUGUCUCUCUAACCGUAGUUGUGGGACGUUGAUUCUAUACAUUAUUUACUAUAUAUUACAACGAUUUAGCACAUAUACACAUUAUUUAUGAUUGAUUGCAGCAGCAGAUCAAAUGUUGAUUUUAAUUAUUUAUGAUUGAUUGCAGCAGCACAAAUGUUGUU